Messenger RNA from Ciona intestinalis (vase tunicate), 1754 nucleotides. The record is from RefSeq and is a predicted model, not a curated record. NCBI's taxonomy places the organism in Eukaryota, Metazoa, Chordata, Ascidiacea, Phlebobranchia, Cionidae.
UGAUACAAUAAUGUUUUAAAAAUUUAAUAAAGACGAGCAAUUACAAAAUAUAAGUUAUAUAAUGAGAAUUAACAAAUUACGCGAUUAUGAAAUCCAAACAGCACUCCCCGUAAUUUCGAUUAAUUGCGUGUGGCCAAAACGAUUUGCGUCAUUACUGACAAUUGACGCACCACAAUUAUUUCAAUACGUUGGCUGACGGCGAAGCUCAACAGCGUAAUUUAGUCUGUAACAUCCUUAAGGACAUGAAACGAACAGCUUUCUGAAAAUACAAAUUUAGAGCUAAGCACUUUAUAAACUGAUACAGCAGCAGUGUCACUUCACAGUUAGUUUGGCCUUCAGUAAGCAAGACUCGAUCAGCAGUCAAUAAAUUUUAUUUUCACCUAUUUCGUAUACAAGCACACUUACCGUAAGGUACAGCAAAAUGAAGUGUAUUUGCAAGUGCUCAACUCUUAUUAUUUGGUUUGGCUACCUUCCCACGAUUUUGUAUGCAAUGUCUUUAAACCGGUAUGCGUCGGUGCUUUCCCGGCAAGCAGAUAGAACGUAUUACCCAACCCCGAAGUCUCUCUGCGACGUUGAACCAUACAGGUCAACUAGGUCCUGCUACCUUUUACGAACCAAUAAAAGACGAUUGCGGUCACUGUCGGAUAAAUACUUGCGCUAUGAUUUCAACUACUGGAAGAGAGUGGAAUCAACCGAUAUUGCAGUAACUUCCAGCCAUGACUUGAACACAAUCUUGCAAACUGGGACGAACAGCAGCAGGAAAAAAAGAUCGAUUGAAGCAAAAAGACGACAAAAAAGAAACACAGUCACUUACAAUCCAUGUUCGAACGAAAUUGCUGCCCGUACUACCAUGUUUUACGGAAGAGAUGCCAACACUGGUGAAGUACUUGAGAUUCUACAGAAUCCAGGUGAGAAAAGGAACAAAUAUAGAGCAGAUCUUGUUAACCGAGCAUUAUUAACCAAACCCUUAUUCACAGACCGGAGAUUGUACCAAACAUUUUUUACUCAUUCCUGCAGCGUACCUCGGUAUUUCUGGAUGGUUUGUGAGGUUCAUUACGUCAUCUAUCUUGCAGCGGUGUUCAAACCUAAUUCAGACACCGUUCAUGUGAGACCAGUCAAAAUCCCUACCAGUUGUGCGUUACGAGCGAUAAGAUGAUAAACCACGGGCUCAGAAAUGCUUCACCUUUCUUCCUGCAGCACAAGUUGUCACCUACCCUGAUACGAGGCAGCGUUUUUGACAAUAUUUUUCAUGCAUGACCAAAUAUUCUAUUGCCGAAAGUCAACAUUCAAAAGAAAAGUUGAUUGUGCACUCGCAUGGUACCAAUUUUGGCACCAACCUUAGAUGCCUGGGGUUCGGCCACAGGAAUUUGCCAGUUUUUAACAUAACAUUUGCUCUAUGGCGUGGCGCCCUCUAUAGCAAACAGGCAACAGUAUUAAGUUCUUUAACUCUACAGAAAGUCAAAGCUAUCAUUCCACCGUUUUGUGUUUUGGUAGUUAUCAGCUAUACUUUCUGUGAUCAUUUUAGAAUCGUUUUAGCAAAUUUACAACUAACACUUUACAACGAAACUUUAUUUAAGCUGACAGUGGUGUAACGAAUACUAUAAUUAGAUCAUUUAGAUGAUUUAAAUAUUUAGCUGCUUUAUUUAUAUUCGACAUGCAUUUUUCCACAAGUAAACUGGAAAAUACGCUGCAAGGAAAUUUUCUCUUUUUUACGUUUUUUUCGACAUACUUUAAAUAAACGAAAACCCAAAAGA